Messenger RNA from Paramormyrops kingsleyae, 1269 nucleotides. It is a transcript of the gene spef1, whose product is annotated as sperm flagellar 1. Gene Ontology annotation, biological process: regulation of cytoskeleton organization. Lineage: Eukaryota; Metazoa; Chordata; Actinopteri; Osteoglossiformes; Mormyridae. Gene Ontology annotation, molecular function: microtubule binding. Gene Ontology annotation, cellular component: axoneme. The record is from RefSeq and is a predicted model, not a curated record.
ACACUGCGGUAAGAUAAGUGGGUAUCAGACUAGCAAGCUAAGCACUAGCACUGUGAAAGAGUAUUUAAACAAUGGCUACAGAAUUAACUGAAGAAACACUGCAAGAUCUUUAUGCCUGGAUUGAUAAAAUACCGCUUUCCAGACCGAAGAGGAACAUAGCGAGGGACUUCAGUGAUGGAGUGAUGGCUGCUGAACUUGUGAAGCACUUCUACCCCAAAAUGGUGGACCUCCAUAACUACACCCAAGCAAAUUCUACCCAACAGAAACUGUCCAACUGGACUAUCCUCAACAGAAAGGUGUUCUCCAAGUUUAACUUCCACAUACCCGAAGACUGUGUGAGGAAGAUCAUGUGCAGCACCCCUGGGUCCAUCGAGCCGGUUCUCUGUACACUGAGAGAGAGGAUGGAGGCUGGGCCGAAGGAGAUAGCUCAGGAGGAGAGGCAGAAUUUGGAAUACUACCAGAUCUCUAACGAGAAACAGCAUGCAGAGUUGAUCCACAUGCCAGCAACGCCUCUUUAUGUGAAACCAAGCCCAGGGAGACAGGAGGAGAAGCAGAAAAUGAGCUCUGGGCCUAUCACAGCGCAGAACUCACAGAUGGACCAGACACUGCACUGGCUGGUGGAGGAGAAGGACAGAGAUCUGCUAGCCCUGCAGGAGACAGUGGAGAUCUUGCAGGUAAAGGUGAGCCGACUGGAACACCUCCUGCAGCUGAAGGAUCUGCGCAUCGAAGAUUUAACCAGACAUGUGGAGCGAUACAAGAAGAGGGCUAACAAGAAAUAGUGUGGCCACUGAAGGGUACCCAAUUAAAGACCAGUUACCCCAUUCAGUCACAUAAUGGACACUUCUAUCCAAUAGGACUUAGGCUGCUUGCUGAAUGGAAUUAGCCUAAUUCCCUUUCGCAGGUUCCAAACUACAGCUCGAUCUCGGGGCUUGAACAUACAACCCUUGUACAUCCUUAACUAUUAGGACACCACUCACUUCACAGCCUGUAUUCUUGCUACCUACCAGAUACCUGGUAAUGAAAACAAGCAAAAAGCUCAGAGCUGUAAACUCUCAUAGUUUCCGUUGGGAUUUUGUACCUUUAGACUAUCUAAAGUCGCACAAGCACAAGUUCAGUCGGUAGUAGGUCACUGUAGCCCAAGCAGGCAAGUCGAUGUAGGAAUUCGGCAAGUAGCACCCACAUUACCGCAGGGAAAUACACACAGAGACAGACUAGGGCAGCAAGGAACAUGAUACCCAUCUGAUGUUAUGAGAUGCAAAAUAAAAGGCC